GUGGUGAUGUACCUCAUGAAGUGGAAGAUGACAAACCCAAGAAAAGCCAAAAAGAUGAUGAAGAGCAGAUUGCCAAGUACAGAGAACUUUUGCAAAGUAUCCAAGAAAAAGAGAAAAAACAGGAAGAAAAGGAUAUAGGAAUGGAGAUUAAAUGGGUUCCAGGCCUCAAAGAAACUGCUGAAGAAAUGGUCAAAAACAAGUUGGAAGGAAAGGAUAACCUAACUCCAUGGCAAAAAUAUCUAGAGAAGAGGAAAGAAAAAAGAAUUCUUAAAAAAAAGAGAAAGGCUGCUGCUGAGAGAGAACAGAGUGAAGAUGAACUUCCAUCUGAUGUUGAUCUCAAUGACCCGUAUUUUGCUGAAGAACUAGAGAAAACAGAUGUAAAGAAGAAGCCAGGAUCGGUUGAAAGUACCUCAGAAGAUGAAGAUGAAGCUGAAAAACAGAAGGCUGAAAUGGCCCUACUUAUGAUGGAUGAUGAAGAUGAAGCUAGGAAACAUUUUAAUUAUAAAAAGAUAGUGGAACAACAGAAUUUGAGCAAGAAGAAAAAGAAACUUUUAAUGAAGAAGAAAGAAUUAGUAGAAGAUGACUUCCAGGUAAAUGUUGCUGAUACAAGAUUCCAAGCCAUGUUUACUUCUCCCCUGUUUAAUUUGGAUCCUUCAGAUCCAAAUUUCAAGAAGACAAAAGCAGUAGAAAAGAUCUUGGAAGAGAAAGCUCGCCGAAGAGAAGAAAAGGAGCAAGAUCUCAAGGAGGCAAGCAAGGGGCAGGAGAACAAGAUGGCAAAGAAAGGAGAGGUUGCCAAGAAGACCAUAGACCCUGCCUUAUCAAUGCUAAUAAAAUCUGUCAAAAAUAAAACCGAAGAGUUUCAGGCAAGGAAGAAGCAGAAAUUAAAGUAACUGAACUUU
Messenger RNA from Merops nubicus (carmine bee-eater), 899 nucleotides. It is a transcript of the gene ESF1, whose product is annotated as ESF1 homolog. Gene Ontology annotation, molecular function: RNA binding. The annotation marks the transcript as partial. The transcript has 6 exons. Gene Ontology annotation, cellular component: nucleus. Gene Ontology annotation, biological process: rRNA processing. NCBI's taxonomy places the organism in Eukaryota, Metazoa, Chordata, Aves, Coraciiformes, Meropidae. The record is from RefSeq and is a predicted model, not a curated record.